GAAAACACGAACUCGUCGGGAAAUCCAGUGAAUUUCGUUUCUUCCAGUUUGUAUUAGUUACCUUCUCAGUAUUCCCUUUGCAGUUGAAAUUUUUGACUUCGUGGGGAAAAAAAUGUUGUUCACUCUCCUGGCGCUGUUUUCAGCUCCCAUCAUCAUCUACAGCAAUUCACUGUCGAAUGCCGUCGCAGUCGACAGUCCAAUGGGCCGAUCACAUUCCAGGCCGAUUCACGCACGAGUAGAAGAAGUGCUAGAUAGAAAGGAAGUUCCGUUUUUGGUCAGGUUUCAAUCCGAAGAUGAUCCUUCAUACACCUACAACGGGAUCCUGAUCUCAGAAAAAGCAGCCUUGGCUCCAGGAAGCAUGAACGAGAUGCGAAACAUUCCGUUGCGUCCACAUAAAAGAAGGCCCACCUUUCGAACCAUCCUCGGGGAUCUGGAUCAAAAUGUCCGAGAGGCCGGAGAAAUUGAGUUCCGAGGGAUGUCAUUCUCAUCCGGAGAUGCGAUCCCGAAACUGCGUGCAGGCUCUGACAGCGCCUUUCUUGUCGUGUUCCCGCGCCCUGUUCGGCUCACGGAACGCAUUCAACCCAUCCGGGUGGGCAACAAUAACAGGGACCGAAUGAUUGCCUCCGAUUAUUCCCUGCGACCCGUCUUCGUCUACGGAUGGACCGACGAGUUUGCCAAUCCCGUGAGGAUCGAAACGAACGGGAAAUCCGACGAGGAUUGCAAGCGAGGACGUGCUGCACGCUCCAACGGCGGGUUCUGCGUCAGCAACGCAGCUCUGUCGAAAUUCACUCGAUCGCAAAACUCAAAGCAUCCCAUGCGGUUAGCCGGAGCUGCAGUGACGACCAAAUCUUCGGACAACUCUAUUUUCUUGCUUGGAACCGUGGCUGAUUCCCUGCCGAUCGUCAGUGGCAACGACAUGAGGAACAGUCCGUUGACGGAUGAGUCGAACCCGGAACUGCUGCAAGUUCUCAACUGGGGCCAAUACCAAAAUGCUUUAUCCAGAGCUAACGGGAAUUGUGACGACUCAACUACGACUACGACUUCUGAAACCCCUGCACCUUCUACCAAAGCGGAAACCGUCCAAUGGUUUUUGUCAAUGCUGCGACGCCUUCUGGGAGCCUCGUCCAACGCUUGAUUUCAAAAUGAGAGAGAGUUCGUUAUUGGGUGCUUAGAUUUACGAACCCGGG
Molecule: messenger RNA, 1187 nt
Organism: Notodromas monacha
Lineage: Eukaryota; Metazoa; Arthropoda; Ostracoda; Podocopida; Cyprididae
Source: the annotation of a GenBank genome assembly